AUGCAGGCGACCCUAGAGGAGGUGGAGCUCUCUGCCUCGGGGGGUACACACGUCUUCGGGCGUGAACACGAUCACAAGCUGUCAGAAUUGCGGACGGCACAGAUAGCCCUUGCGCAGGCGUGGGCUCGGAGUGAGGCUGACGAUGCAAUCGCGGCUACCCCUGACGGCAACCCGGCGCCCCCUGCCGGCGACGACCUGCGCAACAUCAUGGGCAAUCUCACGGAGGCGCCACGGGCGGGCGCCGACGGGACUGAUGCGGCAAAGAGCACUGUUGGGACAACUAGUGGUCGCCCUGAAAGCAGUAGCGGAGGUGCCGAUCUCCUGGGAGCCAAGCUGGAGGAAGAGACGGAAGUUGACAUCCUCAUGGCUCGGAAGCGGCGCGAAGCAAACGACCGAUACUUUCAACGGGUCAACCAGGGCGUCAUAGACGUCGUCGCCAAGCUGGAAGACGUUGCAGUGGCCAUGCGCGCAGUUGAGCAAGAGAGCAAGGAUGUCUGGCAUGAGAGUGGCUCAGGUAGCUGA
Purpureocillium lilacinum is the source of this 522-nucleotide messenger RNA. RefSeq lists its product as uncharacterized. The record is from RefSeq and is a predicted model, not a curated record. Lineage: Eukaryota; Fungi; Ascomycota; Sordariomycetes; Hypocreales; Ophiocordycipitaceae.